AUGUCUUCCAACAAGAUCUGGCUGCGUGCCGAGACCAAGCCCGCCGAGGCUCGGUCUGCCUUGACACCGACUACCUGCAAGGCUCUUAUGGAUGCUGGAUAUGAAGUGACUGUUGAGCGCUCUACCCAACGGAUUUUUGAUGGUAAGAGUGACUUCCUAUAUCACAAUCACAAUGACAUUGGCGCACCGCUGGUGGAGGAAGGCUCCUGGGUGAAGGAUGCCCCUAAGGAUGCCUACAUUCUGGGUCUCAAGGAGCUCCCUGAGGAUGAUUUCCCCCUUGAACACGUUCACAUCUCCUUUGCCCACUGCUACAAGCAGCAGGGUGGCUGGGAGCAGGUACUCAGCCGUUGGCCUCGGGGAGGUGGUACUCUCUUGGAUCUUGAAUUCCUUACCGAUGAUGUUGGUCGGAGAGUCGCUGCUUUCGGUUGGACUGCUGGUUAUGCAGGUUCCGCUUUGGCAGUCAAGAACUGGGCUUGGCAGUUGACGCACCCUGAGGGCGAGCCUUUGCCCGGAGAGGUCCCGUACAUUAACCAAGAUGCCCUGAUCGAAUCGGUCAAGAAGUCCCUCGAGGAUGGUAAGAAGCAGUCUGGCCGCUCUCCCAAGAUUCUUGUCAUUGGCGCCCUCGGCCGUUGUGGUAGUGGUGCUGUGCAGCUCGCCAAGGACGUGGGUAUUCCCGACUCCGACAUCGUUCGGUGGGAUAUUGAGGAAACCAAGAAGGGCGGUCCUUUCAGGGAAAUCGUCGAGGAUGUCGAUAUUCUCGUCAAUUGCAUUUACCUCAGCGCACAGAUCCCACCCUUCGUCACUCCAGAGACCCUCACUUCACCGAAACGCCGUUUGUCGGUCAUCUGCGAUGUGAGCGCUGAUACUACCAACCCCCACAACCCUCUCCCUGUGUAUUCUAUCACUACUACCUUUGAUAAGCCUACUGUUCCCGUCACAUUGGCAGGUGGAAACCAGGUCGCUGGCCUGAGUGUGAUCAGCAUCGAUCACCUUCCGUCUCUUCUGCCCCGCGAGAGCUCGGAGAUGUUCAGCCAAGCCUUGCUCCCCAGCUUGCUCCAGCUGAAGGACCGGCAAAACGCCCGCGUCUGGAAGCAGGCUGAGGAUCUUUUCAAUGAAAAGGUUGCUACGCUGCCCGAAAACAUCCGAGAAUACCAAGGAAAACAGAGAAGCAGCCCUGCUACCGCCCAUCCAACGAGAAGUCAUCCAUUGCGGCUACCGCGUCGAACAGGUGCGAUGCAGGAAAAAUCGAGCACUGUCGCCGCUUACGCGGCCGGAGCAUCUCUUGCGGCUAUUGCUCUAUUCUACGUCUUCGGCCCCAACUACACUAUCGAUGGAGACGAGUCACAGGACAGUUCCCGCAAGAAAAACAUUGUUGGCUUGUCCAACCCCGCCAAUGACUGCUUCAUCAACUCGGUGCUGCAGGCUCUUGCAGGGCUCGGUGAUCUGCGUGUCUACCUGAUCAGAGAGCUCCACAAGCGUGAACUAGACGGUUCUGAUAUAUAUAAUGAACUUCCUCCACCGGCUGAUAUGCCUCGGGAUGCGAAGCCGGACAGGAUAAGGGAAUUGCAACAGGGGAGUAUUACCAGAGCUCUCAAGGAGAUGCUCGACCGACUGAACGAACGUCCGAUCUACAAGAAAACCAUCUCCGCGCGACCCUUCAUCCAGUCUCUUGAGUACGCCUAUCGGACGCGGAUCAGCCGUAGCCAGCAAGAUGCGCAGGAGUUCUUGCAGAUUGUCGCAGAAAGACUUUGCGAUGAGUACCAUGCCGGCGUGAAAGCACGACUACGAGCGAAGGCCAUACCAGAGUUGUCGUCAGGCCCGGAGGCGGUAGAAUCAGGCGAUGAAUCUUCUCCCAAAGUCCCUGCGGAAGUUGAGGUGCGGAUUGAUGACGGAUCUGAGAACGGCUUACCCGCUAUUAUCGACAAUAAACUCAAAGAAAUCGACCAUGAGUACGGCUUCCCUUUCGAAGGAAAGCUCGAGUCCCAGAUCGAGUGCCUGUUUUGCCACUAUCAAUACCAGCCUAAUCAGACCUCCUUUGUAAAUCUGACCUUGCAAGUGCCUCAAAAGAGCUCUACCACGCUUAGCGCCUGCUUUGACGGUUUACUCAAAACUGAAUACAUUGAAGACUUCAAAUGCGACAAAUGUCGGUUGCAGCAUGCUCUUGAGUUCAAGACGCAGGAAUUGCACCGGACCCGCUCCAAAGAUGACCGAGCUAGGUUUGAGGCAGAAAUCGAGCGAAUCAAGACGGCCCUCGCUACAAACCCAGAAGGUCCUUUAGAGGGUGUAAUCUUGCCACCUUCUGACCUCGCCCCUAAACGAAAGAUUGCGAGACAUAUGCGGAUAACGGCCUUUCCCAAAAUCAUUGCCAUUCAUCUUUCGCGAUCGAUCUUUGACCACAGCAGCUCUACCAAGAAUGCAGCCAAAGUAUCUUUUCCGGAGCGGCUGCCGCUCGGUGGUAUCCUGAGCCGAGAAUGGUACAGGCUGCUGGCAAUUGUCUGUCAUAAAGGCAGCCACCAUAGUGGACAUUACGAGUCAUUCCGACGCAAUCAUCUUUAUCCACCCUUCUCAACGCCAGACGUAUUCAGCUCGUACGCUCAGAGUCGGGCAACUAGCGAAAACCCAUCCGAAGCGCCUAGCCCUCAGCUAAAGGCUCGCAACUCGUUGGAGAGCGAACCGGCGCCCCUCAGCAUCUCGACAUCGAUAGGGUCACCGACCAGUCCCUCUCAACUGCAACCGCCCCCGUCACCGACUCCGCGACCGACAUCGAGCCCACGGGUUUCUUUCCAGAGCACUCGUUCGAAGUCGUCAGCAUCGAAGCAAAACCUAUCGCCUGUGUCAGACCCGCAUAGCUCAUCCUCCACAGAGGGUGGGCGCUGGAGCAAGUCAUUUUCGCGCGCGUCGUUCACCAGCGAUCGCAGUACGCCAGCAACUUCGGUUGAAGCUUCAGGCUCCAGCAGUCGGCUCCGUCGACGCCGUAAGCAGAACGAUCGAUGGUGGCGUGUCUCGGACGAGAAAGUCAAAGAAUGCAAGACUUCCGAUGUUUUGGGGAUGCAGCGAGAGGUCUACCUCUUGUUCUAUGAGAUUGAGAAGCCCACGCCUGGCGCGUAA
Messenger RNA from Aspergillus welwitschiae, 3108 nucleotides. RefSeq names its product bifunctional saccharopine dehydrogenase/ubiquitin carboxyl-terminal hydrolase. Lineage: Eukaryota; Fungi; Ascomycota; Eurotiomycetes; Eurotiales; Aspergillaceae. Gene Ontology annotation, molecular function: saccharopine dehydrogenase (NAD+, L-lysine-forming) activity; cysteine-type deubiquitinase activity. Bases 1 to 3108 code for a protein of 1035 amino acids. Gene Ontology annotation, cellular component: cytoplasm. Gene Ontology annotation, biological process: protein deubiquitination. The record is from RefSeq and is a predicted model, not a curated record. The transcript has 9 exons.